AUGUGUGGUUUGAAUGAGGUCGGUGGGCUGAAUUCACGCUGAAAAACCCCUACGAAUCCAAUCAAUUCCGUGGCGUUGGGGAGUCGGAAGCGCUGUGUGAAACCGAAAAAUACGGUGGAUUUUUAAAUUAGUUAAGAUAGAUGGGAGGGGGGGGGAUCGGAAAAAAGGGGUGGGGAAGGAGUGUGGAUUGCGAAGAAUGGAGAGGGGCUGUUUACAAUCAGUUUAUUGAUUGUUAGUGUAAUUGUGUUACGGUCGUCUCAUUCCUAGCCUUAGCAUUAGUCCAGGCCUAAAGCUAAACCUCCGCUUAAGCCUACGUCCAAGCAUAAGCUUACGUUUAAGCUUAAGGUCAAACCUAGGCCAAAACCCAAGUCUAAAAAGCCCAAGCCCAAGCCUAAGCCUAAGCCUGAGCCUAAGCUUAAGCCUAAGCCUAAGCCUAAGCCUAAGCCUAAGCCUAAGCCUAAGCCUAAGCCUAAGCCUAAGCCUAAGCCAAAGCCUAAGCCUAAGCCUAAGCCUAAGCCUAAGCCUACGCCUACGCCUAAGCCUAAGCCUAAGUCUAAUUUCUAG
This is a messenger RNA of Bursaphelenchus okinawaensis, 564 nucleotides long. Lineage: Eukaryota; Metazoa; Nematoda; Chromadorea; Rhabditida; Aphelenchoididae. The record is from the annotation of a GenBank genome assembly.